UUUACCGGCAAGCUAUAUGUUCUUAUUCUUCCAAUUCGAUUUGUUAAAAUUGUUAACUUAAAUAUGCAACGAUUUGUAAAAGUAUUUGGUCAGCAAACAUGCAAGGUAAUCGGCAUGAUACACGUGGAUGCCCUGCCAGGAACACCACGAUACACCGGCAACUGGAAGCAGACGAUUGAGAAAGCCAUAUACGAGGCGAAUCUCUACAAGAAACAUCAACUGGAUGCCGUUCUCAUAGAGAAUAUGCACGAUAUUCCCUACAUACCGGAGCGUCUUCUGGGACCCGAGAUAGUGGCCUGCAUGACACGUCUGGGACAGGCAGUACGGGAGAUAAUACCCAAGGAGACUCCCUGUGGCGUUCAGGUCCUUGCCUGUGGCAAUAAGCACGCUUUGGCCAUAGCCAAGGCAAGCCAGUUGCAGUUCAUUCGCAGCGAGGGAUUUGUCUUCAGUCAUGUGGCGGAUGAGGGCUUCACCGACGCCUGUGCGGGCGACUUGCUGCGCUACCGCAAGCUAAUCGAUGCCGAAGAUGUGCUAAUUUUUACGGAUCUCAAAAAGAAACACAGCUCACAUGCCAUAACUGCCGAUGUCACCCUCCUGGAAACCGCCCAUGCAGCAGAGUUCUUCCUCACCGAUGGCAUUAUCAUCACAGGAACAGCCACGGGACAUGCAGCCAGUCCCGAAGAUCUCAAACAGCUAUCCGGUCGGGUUAAGGUUCCCCUGCUAAUCGGUUCUGGGGUAACCAAGGAUAACAUUGACAGUUAUUACAAGGAUGCACAGGCCGUCAUAAUAGGGUCGCAUUUCAAGCGGAAUGGCAGCUGGUUGGAGGAGAUCAGCGAGCAGGCAGUCCAGGAUUUCAUGCGCCAGAUCCACGAGCUGCGUCAAGGGUCCAAGUAAUGGGAAUUGUAAAUUUGUUUAUUAUAUUUGUAAAUGAUGUAAAUAAUCGGGGAUGUAAAUGAAAAAUGUAUACGACGUAUGAA
Drosophila serrata is the source of this 977-nucleotide messenger RNA. RefSeq lists its product as uncharacterized. The record is from RefSeq and is a predicted model, not a curated record. NCBI's taxonomy places the organism in Eukaryota, Metazoa, Arthropoda, Insecta, Diptera, Drosophilidae.